GGAGACCAAGGGGUAGACUAUGAAACCUUUAAGAGGAAGUGCACAGGUAAGCUCCUUCCCGAUGGCUUUGGCACACAGGGAGGGAAAGAUGGGAGAAAACGUGGGGGAAAUAGAAUUGGUGCUGCUUCCCCUGUCCUGCACGGUUGGGUUUCCUGCCGCCACGGAGCGCAACUCCCCGAAGUCCAUAGUCCAACCACUCCUUUGUUUCACCCCCAGACUUAUGGUCCCUGGGGCUUUUUCCACCCUUUUGCACAGUUUCUCAUUGCUUCUCCGCCACCUCCAAGACAAAAGCUUUGACUACCAAGAGUCCCAUUGUUCGCCACCGCGUUUUCAAAGCGUGACCUCUUGCCGACGAGCAAAAAACCGUUCCAUUUUGGUGCCUAAAAAAUGCAGCCAUACAGCUUAUUUUGCAACGAGUGUAUCCUGCACAUUGCAUUCCUGGUGCUAACGUAGCCUCGUGCUUGCUCAGAUCUUUUAAGAAGGUGAAAUGUGAGCAGUGGUGCUGCCCCAAACAAUGCGCUGCGAACAGUCGGCUGUGGCACUGCACGACCCACCCGUGGGGCUCCGGGUUUUAACGUGGCAGCUGAUUGUUCCACUGUCGGAUGUGGGUUAUCAACGGGAGAAACAAAGCCCGGGGAAAAGCAAAGACAAACAGACAGAUGAUGUUCGAUUGUUUGGCUUCGUCCGAUUCACCACCGGUGAUGCCAUGAGCAAGCGAGUCAAGUUUGCCCUCAUCACCUGGAUUGGAGAGGAUGUCAGCGGCCUGCAGAGAGCCAAAACCGGGACCGACAAGACUCUGGUGAAAGAAGUAGUACAGAACUUUGCCAAAGAAUUUGUGAUCAGCGACCACAAAGAGCUGGAUGAGGACUACAUCAAGAACGAGCUGAAGAAGGCCGGGGGGGCUAAUUACGAUGCACAGACUGAGUAACCACAGGAACCUCCUGGCACCAACACCCGGAUCUCCAAGGGAGGGGGAAGGCACAGCAAACUAACACAGCUGAGAGAUGAGGCAGCUGAGCCCCCAGCUUUCUGUGUGCACACCUCAGAACUCCCUUUCUCUGAACACAGCGGACUUCUAUUUUCCAUUCCAUCUCAUCAAACGUUCCUCUCUGGGGUUCUGUUUUUUUUGUUUCCCCUCUUCCCCCAUUUUUUUUUAACUCAUAACUCUUUCUAUGUUCUCGCAUCUGUGGAAUUUAGGUUUCGCUCUGCUUUGGUCCAUAUUCAGCACUGUGUUUGUAGCAGCUUGCCAUCCUGUCCUUCUUCAUCUGCAUGCGUGUAUGUAUGUAUUAUUUAGUUGGGCUCAACCUCUGAAGGGAGAAAGUUCUGGGGGAGUUGUGAUCAUGGAUUCUUUUCUUAGUUUUUUCCAGUUGGUUCUCACUGAUACUUUUGGGAGUGAUGUUUUUGUCUGAUUUGGGCUCAGGUUGAACACGAGUUGAGUGCACUCCAACUUUGGUUAAAUUGUCUAAGCUUCAGCAUCCAGCUCAGAAGUAAUCUAGCAGCUUACAAAACAAAGCGAACAAACAGCAAACCUUCAUCUCUUAAUAAAUGGGAAUAAAUUUGCCUUAAACACUGCUUGACAGUUGCUAUGCUACGUGCUACAUCUCUACCCCUCCCUCUUAAAAAUAAGAUCCAGCAUGAUCCGAAUGUGGGGGUUUUGUUCUUUAUUGGAGGUAUCAUGGCACAGUAAACUGGGGGGGGCUUAGAAACGUCUGGACAUUUGUUCACUAUUUUAUGUACUUUGGUCUCUGGGUUUGUAUUUGACUUUCCAAAUGCUGGGGCUCAGGAGGUGAAACUGAAACAUGUAGGUUUCCUUUUGAACGUCUGCAUAAAUGGCAGCCGCUGAAUCCUCGCAGCCUUCUCUGCCUGUGAGCCCAUCUUUGCAGCUCAACCCAACAGCCUCAGCGAUGUGGGGCCGCAGGCAGUGCCCCCUGCACUGUGACCGAGGGAUGGAGCACGGAGCUCUGUCCCAGCCGGGCUGAGACACCCAACAGCGCAGGCUCAGGGAUGACCUGGGCACAGUUUGUUUGGUACCAAACUGUCAGUUUGGGGGCUUCUCUGUAUGGCUUUCUUUCUUUUAUUCCAUCCAAGGUAAUGGUCCCCAGAAUCGUGUGUAGGGGAAAACUGUUGUAGUGAGGCUUGGAAGUCAGCGCUAUAAACCCAUUAUGGAAAUAAAUGUUUUUCAAGAACA
Messenger RNA from Gallus gallus (chicken), 2188 nucleotides. It is a transcript of the gene COTL1, whose product is annotated as coactosin like F-actin binding protein 1. Gene Ontology annotation, biological process: regulation of actin filament polymerization. Gene Ontology annotation, cellular component: actin filament; cortical actin cytoskeleton; site of polarized growth. Gene Ontology annotation, molecular function: actin filament binding. The transcript has 3 exons. Lineage: Eukaryota; Metazoa; Chordata; Aves; Galliformes; Phasianidae. The record is from RefSeq and is a predicted model, not a curated record. The coding region runs from base 515 to 928 and encodes 137 amino acids.